Molecule: messenger RNA, 801 nt
Organism: Durotheca rogersii
Lineage: Eukaryota; Fungi; Ascomycota; Sordariomycetes; Xylariales; Xylariaceae
Exons: 4
Coding region: 1-801 (266 amino acids)
Source: RefSeq, a predicted model, not a curated record
AUGGGACGCCGUUUGACGCGCGCCAGCCGCCGCGGGCAGGAAUCUGUGCGGGUGACAGCGCUGCAGGAAUGCAACGCCCCUGACAUAGUCACCGCCGUCCUCGAUGGGAAGGCCCCGGAUGCCAGCGGGGGCAGGACGAUGAUAGAGGACGAAGAGGUGUACUUGUGGGGGCAGUUUGAAUAUUAUGGCCCUCACAACCUGGGUGCAAUCAUGGGCCGCACACCCUGGAGGAAGAAUAACAAUAUUUCAGAGAGCAUCAUGUGGAUACACUGCGGGAGUGAAAAGGACAGCGUGUCUGACACCCUUUCAACCGACUUGUCAGUGUCCCCGGAUCCAGGGCGGCCCAAGCGCGUUUGUGUCGUUUUCCCGGAGCCUUCCGUCCCCAAUACUUCGGCUUCUCCAACCCCAUAUUCGGGAUCUACGGCGUCCGAAGCGUGGCCGGGAUUGUGGCAGCCAUUCAAACCAUAUCCCCAGCCCAUUAGGGAAUACUUGGUCAUGCUCAAGCCUACCCAGCUAGACGAACCGAGCCCCUUCACCCUUCUCAAAGGCAUCCCCACCACACCUCCAGUUACGACCGUUAUAUCUCACUUUACCCCGGCUUCCUUCGCCGCCGCUUGCUUCGGCAUCGUCGAAGAGCGCACAGCGGGCAACUAUUGGUUAUUGCUCUGCCUUAAGGACGAAGGCGAAGGCCUACUACUACUUGGCAGAAACGAAGCAGAAGGGAAAUUCCGCGGGACCAUCACAGCCGUAAAGGAGCAGUUUGAGCAGCUCAUAUAUGCCCUGGCUGGUCACUGGCGCUGA